AGCGUCCGGUGUACGGAUGGUGUUAAAUGGGUGACUAUGAUAGUCAAGUUGACGAAGAACUUUUCAGAAGAAUCUUGCAGAUUGUCCACAAGGACGCAUCUGGCGAGCUACACAAGCUGCUCACUGAACUUGCCGCCACUCACGAACAUGGAACUAAUGGAUCCAAAUUGAUUAGCGAGGAUACUUUCUUCGUUCCAUUUGCAAAGCGUAAUCUCCUGCAUGUGGCAACUUACAACCAGGCAAGAAAAUGUGUACGAUUGCUGGUCAACCCACCGCAUUGCUGGGAUCCGGAUAAACUGGAUGGGCGUAAUCACAAUCCAAUGUAUUCGGCUGAACUACGUGAUGAUAUUGGUGUCCUUGUGGAGAUAGCACGGCAAUCCAAGGAACGGCGCGACAUACGUAGUCCGUCCGUAGACAAACCGAUUUACGGAGGCUUUCCAUCAACCGCUUUGGUUUGGCCACAGGAUCUUUGGGUCCAUCCACUGAGGCGUGAUGCUGUUAUUGGAGUUCGUCACGUUGGAAUAUCAGGGUCGGAACAUGACGCCACAGGUCACUACAUGUUCAGAACUCAAAUGAUCGGACCGUUAGUCGCGCUUGUGUUUGAGCUCUACAUUGCCAAUCCUUCCUUGUUUGCCUUCGAGUUUUGGACAGGGGAAGAAUCCGAUAACAAGCAGCGUUUAUUCUGGCCCGUCCCGUCAAACGAACCUGAUUUAAAGGAAGAAGUCAUCGAGCAUUCUUCGUGCGAAGAGUAUCCCCACUGUCUGUACCGGAUAUCAGUCAUAACAAGACAGCUGCAUUUACCAGAUCAAGAAAGGUUUGUCAUUCUGCGUAACCGAUGGGUUACUCAUACCCUUACAUCUUUGGAGACGUCGUCCAAAUCCUUGUCUAUGAGUCCACCCUCUCUGAUGCGGAAUUGUCGCAGUGUGGUCAGGAGGCUUCUCAUUAACCGAUGCAUUGAAAGAAAUGUACAGUUGAACUAUGUACAACUGGUACGGAGUUUACGGCAACCCCAAGCGAUCGAGCAAUUUCUACUCUAUCAAGAUAUCUGGGAUGUUCCGGACUGGGAACAAUAUUUAACCGACGGAGAAGGUGCCAACAUGCCUUAUGGGAUACGGCUGUUGACGAAACGAAUAGCUCUGGACACUGGGGAAACGGGCACACUGAUUGGUCAUCGGUUCAUCCCGGAUCACUAGUUCUAGUCCCGCUGUCCUCAGAACCUAUUUUCACACUUCAUUGACAUUUUGAAUAUAAAUGCAUUCUCU
Molecule: messenger RNA, 1262 nt
Organism: Opisthorchis viverrini
Lineage: Eukaryota; Metazoa; Platyhelminthes; Trematoda; Opisthorchiida; Opisthorchiidae
Exons: 5
Coding region: 27-1193 (388 amino acids)
Source: RefSeq, a predicted model, not a curated record